AUGAAUGUGCAAGAAAUGCUUCAUCCUGCCAACAAAUCUGCAAAAACACCAAUGGCAGCUUUAGCUGCAGCUGCGAAUCUGGCUACACAAUCAACAGCACCAAUGCAUUCCUUUGUGAUGACAUUGAUGAAUGUGCAACAAAUGCAUCAUCCUGCCAACAAAUCUGCAACAACACCAUUGGCAGCUAUAGCUGCAGCUGCGAAUCUGGCUACACAAUCAACAGCACCAAUGCACUCCUUUGUGAUGACAUCGACGAAUGUGCAACAAAUACAUCAUUCUGCCAACAAAUCUGCAACAACACCAUUGGCAGCUACAGCUGCAGCUGCGAUUCUGGCUACACAAUCAACAGUAUCAAUGCAUUCCUUUGCAAUGACAUUGAUGAAUGUGCAAGAAAUGCUUCAUCCUGCCAACAAAUCUGCAAAAACACCAAUGGCAGCUUUAGCUGCAGCUGCGAAUCAGGCUACACAAUCAACAGCACCAAUGCAUUCCUUUGUGAUGACAUUGAUGAAUGUGCAACAAAUGCAUCAUCCUGCCAACAAAUCUGCAACAACACCAUUGGCAGCUAUAGCUGCAGCUGCGAAUCUGGCUACACAAUCAACAGCACCAAUGCACUCCUUUGUGAUGACAUCGACGAAUGUGCAACAAAUACAUCAUUCUGCCAACAAAUCUGCAACAACACCAUUGGCAGCUACAGCUGCAGCUGCGAUUCUGGCUACACAAUCAACAGUAUCAAUGCAUUCCUUUGCAAUGACAUUGAUGAAUGUGCAAGAAAUGCUUCAUCCUGCCAACAAAUCUGCAAAAACACCAAUGGCAGCUUUAGCUGCAGCUGUGAAUCUGGCUUCAUAA
Molecule: messenger RNA, 846 nt
Organism: Callorhinchus milii (elephant shark)
Lineage: Eukaryota; Metazoa; Chordata; Chondrichthyes; Chimaeriformes; Callorhinchidae
Exons: 7
Coding region: 1-846 (281 amino acids)
Source: RefSeq, a predicted model, not a curated record